AUGAAUGAUCAACAAUACCAUGCAUCUGGCUUGUCGCCGACUUCGGACCAUGGGAGUCCAUCCAGAGAAGAUACUAGGACAUCGUCUGGCCAUGCUUGGAAGAAGAGGGUAUCAACUGCUUGUUUGGCGUGCAAGAAGUCAAAGCGGAAGUGCUCCGGGACAGCACCUUGCGACAACUGUCGUGCCUUUCAACGCACUUGUAUCUUCGAUGAAUCCCUUGACCAGCGCCGCCGUGUUGCGGCUAAACGCACAGCCGAUGAACUGGGCUACCACCGCGACCUUUUGAACGAUCUGUUCAAGUUGGUCCGUGAAGCAGACGAGUCUUGUGCUUUGGAGCUGCUGGAUAUCAUUCGACGUAAUGCUCCUCCCCAUGAGGUCAGGUCCUAUAUCAAUGAGACGCUGGCUACCCUUGGUGCAGAUAACACCACGCCUCGUGAGACGGUGGCUAGGCUAGAGGACGCGCGCUACAUACUCAAUGUCGAAGCUGAUGGCCCUGCAUUUCGAAGCAAGGUGAUGGAUAUUCAUUACCUUUGUGACGAGGCUCCGUUAAAGGUCCCUGCCCAUCCGUGGACAAACGUCACAGACGACGCAGAUCUAGUGUCCAACCUCGUCUCGCUUUAUUUCACCUGGGACUAUCCAUUCCAAGGAGGGCUGGACCGAGAUGUCUUUUUGAGGCAUAUGGUUAGCGGAGAUCUGCGAUCGGAGUUUUGUAGUCCCUAUCUGGUGAACGCGAUGUUAAGUAAUGCCUGUUAUUUCUCAGAGUUUUCGGAAGCAUACGGCGUCCCCGGGAAGAUUUCUUCCAAAGGGUGCGAUUUUCUCGCCGAGGCUGAGAGACUGAAAGAGCUCCAAAGCCCACAGCCUAGUCUUGUCUUGUUGCAAGGAACGCUUCUCAUGUAUGAGAGAUAUGCCAUGUCACAAAACAACGACCUGGGAUAUAUCACCCUCCAUGAAGCUAUCCGCAUUGGUGAAUCGCUGGGCUUGGUUGGAGACAAAGGGCCCAGAAUAGCCUCGGACCAGCUAUCGAAGGACAUGGAUUUGUCGUGCAGAAGGGCAGCGUGGGGACUUUUCAACAUUGACACACCCUGUCUGAUAGAUCAUGUCAACCUUCCCCGUAUCGAGGAUGAAUCAGAUGAAUCCUCCGGUGGUCAGCCCCUGUGGACCCCUUAUCCGACGCAUCGGAAGCCACGCCCAUCAUACCUCAAACCAUUUCUCGACGAGGCAUGCAACUUGUCCACCAUUGCGCGUGAUAUUUCACGUAGCAUGUUUGCCGGUGAUGCGCGAGAUGAGUCGCUUCAGCGCCAGAAUCGAGAGGUAUUGUAUGAGCGACUGCUACGAUGGCAGGCUUUGUUACCCGAUGCAUUUGCCUCAACGGACCCACCACCGCAUAUCAUUUUGUUGAAAAUGCGAUACCAUACCUUGACCAUCAAUCUAUUCAGCUGUAUCUCCGACAGCGAAUUCUCCAGUAUUACGUCCGAAGCGCCUCAUACACCCGAAAGCCCUCCACGCCAAACCCCUGAAUCCAAGUAUAAUGCUUGGGAGGUCACACAAUCGGCAGCCCGAGGCAUCGCUGAGCUCGCGCAGUUACAUCGCCAAGAAUAUGGAUUGAGUCGCGCGCAUCAAUUCGCCAUGUACGCAAUCAACCUUGCGCUAUUUACCCUAUUGGAGCAGGAGGGCUUUGACGUUGUCGAUGAAGAUUUCCUCUCCCUGGCGAGCGCAUUCUCCAUCGUUGCUAGCCGAUCGGCACUCGGGCGAAACCUGUUUCACAUCUUCCGGCAAUCCGUGCGGGCCAAGGCCCAGGGGGAUCGGAUUCGGGGGGCAAGUUCAAUUUCGGAUGAGCUCAAGGACCUGUUUGAUGAGGACUCGACCGGGCGAGGUCAUGAUCGCUUUGAUGCUUAUGCCGAAGGUUUGGAGAAACUAAAUCAAGAGCAAAAAUAUCAUGGCAUUGGCAGCGAGGGCGGCGCCAACCUCCAGGAUUAUCCUGGGAUGGGGCUCUCGGACAUGCUUGAUCGGUAUGAAAGUCUAAGUCUGGGCAAAGAUGACGUGUUCUUGGAAAGACAUCGUCCCGCGGGGUGUUGA
Messenger RNA from Penicillium longicatenatum, 2076 nucleotides. Its product is annotated as Zn(II)2Cys6 transcription factor. The record is from RefSeq and is a predicted model, not a curated record. Lineage: Eukaryota; Fungi; Ascomycota; Eurotiomycetes; Eurotiales; Aspergillaceae. Gene Ontology annotation, biological process: DNA-templated transcription; regulation of DNA-templated transcription. Gene Ontology annotation, molecular function: zinc ion binding; DNA binding; DNA-binding transcription factor activity, RNA polymerase II-specific. The transcript is spliced from 5 exons. Bases 1 to 2076 code for a protein of 691 amino acids.